This is a messenger RNA of Humulus lupulus (European hop), 678 nucleotides long. RefSeq names its product heavy metal-associated isoprenylated plant protein 28. Gene Ontology annotation, molecular function: metal ion binding. NCBI's taxonomy places the organism in Eukaryota, Viridiplantae, Streptophyta, Magnoliopsida, Rosales, Cannabaceae. The transcript is spliced from 2 exons. The record is from RefSeq and is a predicted model, not a curated record. The coding region runs from base 85 to 519 and encodes 144 amino acids.
CCUAACAAGAGAAGAGAGAAUUUUCAAAGAUUUUGGAUGCUAAUUAGUUGAGGAUUAGUGGAUAUAUAUAUAUAUAUAGUUAUUAUGGCAAAUUUGCAAAUAGUUCCAGCUUACAGAAAUAAUGUGGAAGCUCAAUAUGUGGAGAUGAUGGUGCCACUUUAUUCUUAUGGAUGUGAGAAGAAAAUAAAGAAGUCCUUAUCUCAUCUCAAAGGAAUAUACUCAGUUAAUGUGGAUUAUAAUCAACAGAAGGUAACAGUUUGGGGAAUAUGUAACAAAUAUGAUGUGCUAACAACUGUAAAGAGCAAGAGAAAAGAAGCAAGAUUUUGGAACCCUAACGAAAACAUUGACUUUUUGGAAGAGUCAAAGCCAGAACCAUCAAAAUCUUCUUCUUCUUCUUCUUCAAACCAUGACUACAUCUCCACCAUAUCAAUGUCCAAACCUUCUUUGGCUCUCACUAGGGUUCGCUCAUUCAGUUGGAAAGCAAUGAAAAAAGUAUUCACAAGAUCCCACUCCUUUUGAUCAUCAUAACAAUAUAAUAUGUGGUUUGAAAAUGAGUUUUUUGAGAAAGAAUUUAAAAAAAAAGACUAUGAAUGAGUGUAAAUUUGGCCAAUGAAUGGACUUGAUCUCUAUCUUAGUUUGUACAUAUUUUUGUUCAAUUAUUCAAGCAUGUGUUAAUUA